CUGUGAAUCGGGCCUUCGGAGUGACGUAUUAGAAAUCUUUCUCCACGUCUUAGACGAAGCUUAUAAAGUUGUCAACAUCACUACGGCGUCAUUGAGCUUGGUUUUGGGAUAAAUAGCUGUUCACCUGUCUGGAAAAGUUCGGAAAACCCUUCGACUCUUCACACGCCUUCAUAGCCUCGAAAUUCCAUAUCAAAAUACCAAGCCAAAUACGAAAAGAACACCAAGACUCAACAUCAUCAAAAUGUCUGCUCCCAAGGUCCUCGUCGUCCUCACCUCUCACGACAAGCUCGGUAACACUGGCAAGCCUACUGGCUGGUACUUGUCUGAAUUCUCCCACCCCUACGACGUCCUCAACUCCGCCUCCGUCUCCCUGACCGUCGCCUCCCCUCGCGGCGGUCUCGCCCCUGUCGACCCCUCCUCCAUCGAGGCCGCCAAGGACGACCAAGUCAGCCAGAACUUCAUCAAGUCGGAAACCACCAAGCCCCUUUUCGAACAAACCCGCCCCCUCUCCGAGUUUGUCGGUAACCCCUCCGCCAUCGCCCCCUAUUCAGCCAUCUUCUUCCCUGGUGGCCACGGCCCCAUGUACGACUUGGCCACCUCCUCCGAAUCUCAGCAACUCAUUCGCGAGUUUUGGGAUGCGGGCAAGACAGUGGCUGCUGUGUGCCACGGUCCGGCGGCGCUGGUGAAUGUGAAGCUCAGCGACGGUAGCCACUUGCUGAAGGGUAGGAAGGUGACGGGUUUCACGAAUGACGAGGAGGAUCAGGUUGGACUGACCAAGGUGAUGCCUUUCCUGUUGGAGGACAAGUUGAAGGAGGCGGUCGGGACCGAGGGAGCGUUUGAGAAGGCAGAACAGCCGUGGGCCGAAAAGGUGGUUGUUGAUGCGGGCGGAAGGUUGAUCACGGGCCAGAACCCUGCUUCUGCUAAGGGAGUUGGUGAGGCUAUUGUGAAGUCCAUUAAGGCUCAGAACUAAUUUUAACACUCUGGGAGAGUAAUGGUCUGAUCUGUUUUUGAGGCUGGGAUGAAUAGCUGGAUACCCACGACUAGUUACGAAUACCUCUGAAUGGAAUUGAGUCAACUUUGUUGUUACAUCUUGAAUGGAAUAUAAAUACAUGAGUACAAACAGAGCUGUGGUAUCUUUCAACUCUGGAUCAAUAAUUGCAGAUUAAAGAAGGUCAAACAACUAAACGCCG
Molecule: messenger RNA, 1190 nt
Organism: Neurospora crassa OR74A
Lineage: Eukaryota; Fungi; Ascomycota; Sordariomycetes; Sordariales; Sordariaceae
Product: ThiJ/PfpI family protein
Exons: 2
Coding region: 242-970 (242 amino acids)
Molecular function (GO): glyoxalase III activity
Source: RefSeq, a predicted model, not a curated record